Messenger RNA from Xyrichtys novacula (pearly razorfish), 8927 nucleotides. NCBI's taxonomy places the organism in Eukaryota, Metazoa, Chordata, Actinopteri, Labriformes, Labridae. The record is from the annotation of a GenBank genome assembly.
AUGCAGUCCCAAAGGUUGGUUUUAGAAGUUAACUAGAGUCUUCAUUUUCAGUUCUUUAGAUUUUUGGGGUUUUUGCCUUGCUUGUUAAGUGUUCAAACCCAACCAUCCUAUCCUAAACUGUGCUGUCUAACCAUCUGCAUUUUGGGGGAAAUCUGCGUUUCAGAGCAAUGCACCUCAUUUCUUCGAGUGCCACUGAACCUGCAUGGAAUGAUGGAGCAAUAUCCUGCAACAUCAUUAUAAUUAUCAUACUUAUAUUUGACGGGCAAUAACUCAUGCUCAUAUGAAGAAAAAAGCAGUGAGGUUACGCGCCCGCUGGCUGCAGAUUUUCACCGCUCACGUCCUAAUUGCAUGACAGCUGUAAGUAGGCCUAUAACCGAGCUGUCCAUACAGCUCCCAUUUAAUAUUAGGUUCGCUUGUCCUCAUAAUGCCAUGUGCGUUUGUGUCAUGGUUUGAGGUUUCAUAUCAGAGCUCAUGAGAAGCGCCAUCUGUUGGAAACGAGGAUCAGUCCUCAGAGACAAGACAAGGACAAGAUACAGGCAGAAAUGCAGGUUUAUAAGGCUGCUGCAUAAAAAGAAGAUGCAAGAGAUCUCCUAACCUGAGCUACAAUAUUUAAGAACAAGUCAGGCAUGAGGUUUCUAUAAAACGUGACUGGAUUAUGCUGAUUGGAUUUAUAGACAUCUCGUUGUCACUUGUACCUCUCACUGCAAGCACAUGAUUUCACAGUUGUCUUUUUAAAGACAUUUCCACAUUGAUUUGCAGUGUCUAUAGAGAAAUUACAAAUGUCAUGCAUUUCAAAAGAUCUGAAAAUCUAUUGAUUAAUCAUUAAAACUGUCAUGCAGUAGCCUAAAUAGCUGAAAUAAAAACAGCAAACACUAAAUGAUGAUGGACAGUAAAUCUAGGAGGUGCUAUAAUGUGAUUUGAUUCUUUGUGGGUGGAUAAGGACUUCCUCUGAUGCUCAUUUUUGAGAAAGGAUUAUCUGAGGUGGCACAGUUACAGUCAGCUGAAGCUGGUUUUCUAACAGCAUGCUACACUGACACUAACAUCUAAUCUUAAUUUUGAGAAUUUGAACCCAGAAAAUUAUUGGUAAUUUGUUAAUAGGCGUUUAAUAUAUAAUAUGAUAAGAGCCAUUUGAUGGAGAAUUUUUUUAUUCUUUGAGAUUGAGAUUAGAUUUGCCAUGACCUAAAUGAGAGCAACCCUAGAGAUUACAAGCAACUCAUUGAGGACACCAUUAUUAUAAAAAAUCUGUCAAUUUACUUUUUGUAAAGUUGGCUGAUUUACAUGCUAAUCACAGUAAUUUCAUGUUUCUGGCGAACAGUGGGGAAUAAUGGGCCUGUUCUGACUACAUUUGUCACUGGAGCUGAUAUACUCAUCGUUAUUCAUAGCUAUUUCAAUUUAAAAUAUCUGUAAAAUCUGAAAUUAAGUUGCUCAUCACAUUUUGAGUCCCUUGGCCUAUUAAUGCAGCCAUGAACAAGAAGCUCUGAAUGUCUUUUUUUAGUCAGAGACAAAAGCUUAAUCAAGAAAUGUGACUAUCUUUCAAUGGAUUAACAGCUAAUUGUUCAUAAAUGUAGUCAUUAUGAAACAAAUGGUUAGUUUAUGAGCUGUAAUCCAUCAAGGUAUGAGAGGCAAAACAGUCGACCCACAGCAUUGGCAGGUGCAGAUCUUAUUAGAGCAUACAAUGUAAAUAAUAUUUAACAAUAAAACAUGUAGGAUCUGCAACAAGUGAACUCCAAAAUGAUCAAUCUGAACCUGUUUUAAGUGCUUUUUGUAAUCAACAGUCAACCAGUGUAUCAUUUGGUCAGCCACGCUUGGAUCUACAUCAAAGCCCUUAUAGCAGUAGAGGGUAAUUCAGUUGAAUUGUGGUUCACAUAAUGUUUCAAAAUUCAACAAACCAUCUCACAGAGCUGCAGUUUUACACCUUCCAGCUGCAGUCCACCGUUUCAGAUGUGCGCUUCGGUAUAUUAGGGCUGGAAAACAAUGUGCACAGGGCCACCCUUGUUGAAAACAUGUGUAGGCUCAGACCUCAUUGUAUACCGAUGUAUCCAUCAUCCACCAGAGGGACAGCGAUCACAAAAGACACUCAGCGCACUAUGGAAAAAUACUGUACAGCCAGCCACAGCCUGUGUAAGUGCAGCCAGCCAUUUGAAAGGGUUUUGAUUGAAAUGGUAACAGAAAAGUAGUUAAAAAUGUGCCAUUAGUCCAAGAGAAAGUACAAAGGAGGGGAUCGCCACCCGUGCUUUAGAACUGUACAGUGGAAACGUACACAAAACCUUCUAACCAGCAAACAACAAACACUCAUGGACCUUAGAUUGUUGGAUGUAUGAAACAGCAAGACAUCAUGUUGAAUGAGCAUGUGGGUUAUCACUGCUGGGUAAAAAAUAUCCCAACAACCCCGUCAAGUGUUCCCAACAUUUUCUGGACAUUAAAUAUUUGAAUGAGUUUAAGUCAUGUUACGCAUGUCGAGUUUGUCAAUACUGAUCCCUAAGACUUCCACCCUGUGAUAUUCAGGCCAUAACCUUUAUUUUUUAUACAGGAAGUAUGUCAACUAACCUGACGGUUUCAAACAAGUGCCACAUAGACACUAGUUCCAUCCUGUUACAACUGAGAUUUUAACAAAUGUUUCACUCCUAUAGUAAACUUUGAGGUUUUAAAUAACAAAAUAUAUCUAUUCAUCUAUUGCUUAAUUUGUUGAGUGGUCAUUUUAUCAAACAUUUGUUGAGCCCAAGGCCGACAACUGUAACACAAUUUCAUGGACCAAAAUAAAAUCACAGUAAUGUAAUCUUUUCUUUAAAUCUAUUCUGCCAAUAGUCUAAAACCACAAUGUACUUUCAUUACUGUGGUAAAUGACAAAGAAAGGCAGCCAAUUACAUUGAAGCAUCUGGGCCUUGAAAACCUUUGUCAUUUUUCUUUAGAAAGUGACCAAUACCCACUAUCACCUUCAAAUUGAGCUUCUGUUGAUCUUAUUGUGAUGAAUUAUUCAAUAAAUCCAUGAAUACUUGCAGCCCUAAGUGACUGUGAAACAAUCAAAUAGUUAAAUCAGCUUUCUCGUAUGCAGUAACAGUGAUGAACAGAUUUAUUGAUAACUUUUAGUUGGUGUAUGAUCCUGUGGCUCCUGAUUUCUGAAACAUUUUUUAUAUUUGUCAUAUGUACAAUUUGACAGGUUUUUAUAGAUUAAUCCUUAUUGAAACAUCAAAUAAAGUUAUCUGGCCCUGUGACGGCAGUAUGGUGAUAGGCCUACAAGUGUUAAGAGAUUUAGACAUAUAGCAUUUUAGGAGAAACUACCCUCUAAAGCGUCCAAACUCGGAGGUAAGAGUUUUUAAGGUCAGAUUUCCAUAUAUGUUCACUGUUGUUGGUUGUUACCUUCAUCUUACCCUCUCUGCACACACGCUCUGUAGUGGGGAGAUGCCACUGUUUUGCUUUCCAGGUUUUCCCUCCACAGUGAGGUUACUGUUGCAAAUGAAGCCUUUCUUACAUGGCGUUGUGUGGACUACCGCAUUGUGGGUCUUGAAAUCUCGGGUCGUCGACGAACAAGUCUGCACAUUGAGAAGUAAUUUGAAACUUAAGAAAGGGGGGUUUAAGGGCAGGGAAAGCGGCAGUGAUUGGUUCAUUGUGUCCGCUGCAUUUUUAUCGACACUCCCUAAAAGGAAGACUCAGAGCCUGGCUGCCUUCGGCCGUUUGUCCCGCACUCCCUGACUCUCUGUUGGCUUCCCCUGCCGUAGCUGUUGGGUUAACUCUCACAUUAAAAGACUCACCUAAAGACUUCUUAUCGCGUAGGGAUGAAAAGACGAGGCCAACUUCAGACCUCUCUCAUGGACUCUGUGUAUUUUGUCGAUUCAGCGAGGACUAGGCGGCUCUAACUUCUCUCCUUCCCUUAUCCGGUUUGAGCAGGGAGAGGAGUAAAGCGCGAGCCCGAGCUGGAUGGAUGGUUAUGGGGGAAAGAGGAAGACCCUCGGCGCUUGACGUGUUCAGAGUCCUGGCUGUGUUUCUCUCGAUCUUCCCCUCCGGUAAGAUACUUUGUCUUGACUUUUCUCCAUCUCACGUUGAAAUUGUCAACACCAACGAAGUUAACUUUCUCUAAACUCUAAAAUAAUCAAUCAAAACGUACCUAGUUAGACUUGUUCAGCGGUGACAAACUUCUUUCACACCUCGGGAGCGAAGUUGCCAGGUUCGGUUGGUUUCUUAGUGAACUUAAAUACAUAUUAUAAGUGUAUUUUUUAAGUUUAUGAAUAGUUUUGUAAUGAAUUCGCAUCAUAUCAGUGUGUCAAAACAUGAAAGCCCUCAUAGUCAAUAGGAAAAUGAUAAACAUUUAUUAGAUAUCAGAAACCUGGAGCGCUUUCGUUCAGACGUCUGGGAAAAGGUUGAAGAUUUGUAAACAGCAGCGACAAGUUUUAAAAUGAACAAUCCUGUAACUGUGAAAUGUAAUCAGGCUGAAAUGGAUUAAGUUAUUGAUCAGUUUAGCUGUUUUAUUCGAGAAAAAAAAAUCAAAGUAAGAGGUCUGUUUGGAAGCUGCAGCAGCCCUCAACCCUUGUUUUGUUUGGGGGAUGGGACAUCCCUUAGUCUUUCACCCUUCCUGAUCUCUUUGAAAUUUCUUAAGUUUGGUUAUUGAUUAACCAGCAUUUUAAAGCUUGAGAAGGUCUGAAAUAUUUGUGUUGUUUCUAGAAAAAAAUUGCAAAGAUUUUUGAAGUUAUUUCUAAACUUAAGAGAAAAGUAGGCCCAUUAAAUGUUGCUCAGCAGCCAACAAGAACCCAACACGUUUGUGCUUUCUUGACUUAACACCUUUUGUAAUCUGACAAUAGAGCGACCACAAUAGGGGCACCUCAUACAGCUCAUCUCACACCGUUUGCAAAGCCCUUAUCAGUUUCCCUCCUAAGUCGCUUACCAUCAAACUACAAAGUGAUAAAUCACUGAUGGUGGAGAUCAAGAUUAGUUUAUUGCCUUCUGUCAAAUGGUAGUAAACAGAGAGGUGGCGUGGGGGUUGGAGAGACCUGCAUUGUAGCUAUUAGAGGGCUUUUCAGUGUGUCGGUAUCACUUGCCCCCUUGAGACAUUGGGUGAAACUUCUCACCGCCCAGACAAAUAAAUGCUCUAUUAGUCUAAGGUAAUGCUUGUGACAGAUUGGCAAAAAGGGUUUAAAUGAGGGUGCCUUGUGGGGCUUUUACACCAUGGACAAAAAUACAGUUGUUUUCAUGAUGUGUCAACAAAAAAUAAUCAAUUGUUUUAAUUUUUUUGUCUCUACCUUUAAUUGUUUUUAAAAUGUAAAAGAUAGUCCAGAGACUUGAUAGAAAAAAACAAGUUGUCUUUAGUCUGUGUUACACUUAAAUGAAAAUAGAUAAUUUUAAACUAUUAUCAUUAAUAUUCAAAGUACAGCUCUAAACAACGAUGCUGUUGCUCAUUCUGUAUCUUGUUUCUUCACAGUGAGUCUGCAGUGCAAGAUCCUGAAGUGUAACUCUGAAUUUUGGGCCUCCACCUCAAGCUCUGGACCCGAGGAGGAGUUUUGCACAGCCCUGCGAGCAUACAACAGCUGUGUACGCCGGACUGCUCGUACCUGCAGGGGAGACCUGGCGUACCACUCCGCCCAGCAUGGCAUUGAAGAUCUCAUGAGCCAACACAACUGCUCCAAGGAGGGGCCAACAUCCCAACCUCGAGCACGUACUCCACUUCCGUCUCUUCCGCAGCCUCCUCUACCUGACAGCCAGGAACACUCAGAUGGCCCCGAAGUGUGCCACUAUGAGCGCAGUCUGGCACGCAACACGGCCCUGCCUAACUACACUCACUGUGGCUUCUUUGGAGACCCCCACCUCCGAACCUUUGGAGAUGAUUUUCAGACAUGCAAGGUGGAAGGAGCCUGGCCGCUCAUCCACAACAAGUACCUGUCUGUUCAGGUGACCAACACCCCUGUGGUGCCGGGCUCUAUGGCAACUGCCACAAGCAAGGUGAGCAUCCUUCCUGUUUGUCCUGCAUGAAUGCUAGCUUGGAACAAGGAAGGUUUGAGGAUUCCUGCCUUUGAGGUGUGGAGUUUUCUCUGUUUUGCUGCAACUUCAAUUAAAUAUGUUGCCAGAAGAUGCAAUAUUAAGGAUGCAAGGAAGUCCCUUUGCCCCAAGAACCAGGUGGUUUCACAUUAACUGUUGUUUGACAAAAACAAAUAGUUUUGUGUGUUUUUGACUGUGCUGUUGAUGGAGGGGCAUGUAGAAUCUGACAGGUCUUGGUAUACUCCUGAGUUGACUUCUUUGGAAGUCCCCAACAUAGCUCUAUUUGAAUGAUGCCUUUUUUUGUCCCACACUGUUCUGCAACAGUGAAGUAUCCUGAUGUGAUUGAAAUUGGUGUGGUACAAGUUGUAAACCGACAGUAGUAGCUUCACAUUAGACAGACGUGUGCACACACUGUUAUCUCCUUUUACACCUCUGUUACGAUCUCUGCUGUGUCACAACAUUAAUGUGACAUUUACAGUGAAGAUGAAGUUACGAUGUGAGAGUCCUGCCUUGAAACGUCAAAGUAGUCUUAAACAUCUCUAAAAGGAAAAUUAACCAAAAUUGAUUUUAGGUUAAGAGAGAAUAGGAAAAAAAUCUAUUAUUUUGCUGUAAUGAUGUUACAUUGUAGUUGUUGGUAGCUUUUGUUAAGCAUAUUGAUCUCAUAGGAGUCGGUGUUGCAGCAGAUCAUCUUGCUGUUGGUGUUUCUCUUUGUGUGAGUCUCCUCUUUUAUGUGGUCUGGCCGUGAGAGCUGCUCUUCUGUCAAACUCUGGACUCUGGUUAGUGUUUGGACGCGUUCCAUCAUACAGAUAAAAGAAGCCAAACUCCAGCUCUAUUGAACAGAUCUUGAUAAGCUUUAUAAAUGAUAUGUUUGUGUAAUAACAGCAGUGCUACGUCAAAUGUUAACCCGAGGCUCCAUUUUCACUUUUCACAGCAGACACUUAAGUCUGAGGUUUGGCCUACUUAGACUUUGCUUCAUAUUGAGCACAUGAAAAGAAAAACAGUUGAUAUUUUCCUCGAUUUUAUCAGAUAUUUUCUUUCAUAGCUCAAACAUCAGGGCACUUCUUACUAUUGUUGUUUUGUUUAAAGGCACAAUGGCCAGUUUGGAGAGCUUUCAGUCGAACUGGAGGUCAAAAACAAUAAGAUGCAAGAAGUACGAGCUUUUACUGUGGGCAGUUCACUUAGAGUUGGUCCAGUCACUUCAUCUUGUAUCAUAACUGAACUGUUAACACUGAGGUAUAAAAGCACUUUGUCCUUAAUCACAUUUGAAGAGAGUAUAAUUUUCUGCAAUCAAGGGUUCCUAAUGAUACACUAUUAAGCAUUUGUGCCUUUUUUUAGGCUUUUUACAGUAAAGAUAUUUUGUAUUGCUGUUCUUGGAAGCAAAUGAGACGACUUUUUUUUUUUAUAAGAUCUUGAUUCUGGACAAAAGGGGAAAACAAGGCAGCAGCCAGUGCCACCUGUGCAAACAAAGCCCCCUCUGGUAAAAGAUCUGCAUUUGCAGAGCUCCGUGUUUGGUACUUAGCUUUAACUCGAGCAAAUAAAACUGUCUGGAUUUUUCCAUCUUCAUUCUGAUAGAGGGAUAAUAGAGCCAUUUUCUUUUGUUUGUUUUCAUUAAAAGCUUGAGAAAUGAACCAGGAAAAAAAACAAGAGUUGGAAUCGGUGGGAAAUGUUAGCUGAGGGUCGAGGGGAAUUAGGGCAGAACUGGUGCAACAGAUGAAUUGUCAAGCUAAUAGAGUUUUCUGAAGACUCCUGCUCCUCUGUCCAUAGUGUGCAGACACCAGAGUCCCCGGGCCCUGACAAUGGCUCAUUGGUGUCCUGAUGAAACCAAGCUAGCAGGGUCCUGAGCGGUCUCACUUAAUUAGCUGCAGAGUAUAUCCCUCUGUCCUGGCUCGAUGCCACUCCCUGGAGCAUAGUUCUGGGGUUCACAAGCAGGUUUUUUAGCACGAUGAAUGGAUCGUCUUUGUGUCUGCGAACUGAGGCCUGAUUUUACAUGGCCCAGACUCAUGUUUUUUGAGGGCGUUUACCUUGGCUUCCCCCAUGUUGAGCCAGCGCUGAAAUGUGACACUAAAAAGGGGCUGCGGGGUAGAUGGCACAUGUUGCAUAAACUAGUGCUCAAUGCAAAGUAGAAGAACUUCCCCUUCUUAAAAUCUAAUAUUUACAUUUAUUACCAGUUAUAAGGAAUCUACUCAGCAUCUCAUGGCUGCCAAUUCAACCCCAGUGCAUUUGAUCAUUCAGCCUUUUGCUCACUAGAUUUCUCUUUUUUUGUCGUCCUGCAGCUGACAAUCAUCUUUAAGAACUUCCAGGAAUGUGUGGACCAGAAGAUGUACCAUGCAGAGACAGACGAGCUCCCAGCAGCCUUUGCAGACGGCUCUAAGAACGGAGGGGACCGCAACGGGGCGAACACCCUACGUGUCGUGGAGAAGGUUCCUGGGCAGCAUGUGGAAAUCCAGGCCAAGUACAUCGGGGCGACCAUCGUGGUCCGGCAGGUUGGCCGCUACCUAACCUUUGCGGUGCGAAUGCCUGAGGAAGUUGUGAACUCGGUAGAGGAAGGGGAUAACCAGGACUUGUACCUGUGUCUUCAUGGCUGCCCCGCCAACCAGCGCAUCGAUUUCAGGAGCGUCAGGUCUCGAGGGGCGGAGUCUCAAGGUGCGAGCAGGACCAGGAGCAGUUUCACGUACCAGUCUGCCAAAGCUAAGUGCAAGGAGCGACUCCCUGUGGAGGACCUGUACUUCCAAUCGUGUGUGUUUGACCUCCUCUCUUCUGGAGACAUAAACUUCACCAUGGCAGCCUACUACGCCUUCGAGGAUGUAAAAAUGCUCCACUCAAACAGCAAAAGAUACCACAUAUUUGAAAAGGAUGCUUUCAUGAGCAACGCGGAACCACGGGGCAAAGAUUUACUUUCACUCUUCCUCCUCAACCUCCUGGCGGUGUUAUUGUGGAUUGAGUGCAGCUCGGUUCAUCUAUAG